AUGAAGUUCAUUAAAGUUUUCCUAUUAUUUGUUACCCUUGUUGUGGCAGCUCAAUGGAGUAAAGAAGAUUAUGAAAUCUUCAGCUUUAAUGACAAACUUCAACAUGACUUGGGGGGUGAUAUUACGUUUUACAAGUGGUUAGGAUUAGAAAAAGGUCCAAAAUCAAGUUUACAAGAAAUCAACAAGGCGUACAGAAAGUUAUCUAGAAAGUUACAUCCAGAUAAAUUUGCCUCUGCAUCUCGUUCUGAUAAAAAGAAAGCUAAUGAAAGAUUCCAGAGAUUAUCAUUAGUUGGUAAUAUAUUAAGAGAUCAAUCUUUGAAAAGAAGAUACGAUUAUUUUUAUACAAAAGGAUUCCCUAAAUGGAAAGGUACUGGGUAUUAUUAUUCCAAAUUCCGUCCGGGAAUUAUAUUCACUUUGAUUAUUCUUUAUGUGUUGGUUGGUUUUUUGCAUUUUUUCUCUCUCAAAAUUAAUAGAAAACAAGCAUUUAAAAGAAUCGUUGAUUUAAAAAAUGAAGUUAAAAAUCAAGCAUGGGGUGGAUUACAAUUCCCUCCUGGUGAUGGUUCUGAUCGUAAACUUUCAAAUGAGGCAACGGGGAAAACUUUUUUGGUUAAAGCUGAUGGUACUGUUUGGCUUGUUGAAGAUGAUGAACAACACUUGAUUGAUGAGUAUGAUGUGAAUGUCAACCCAGGAUUUAAAGAAUCAUUAUUUUUCAAAAUCCCAGUUAAAAUUUGGAAUUUGGUAUUAGGUAAAUGGGUUCCAAUUGAUACAUCUGUUGAAUAUAAGAAACAAGAAACAUCUCCUCAAGAGGACGCCGACAACAACAACAAGAAGAAAAUACAGAAGAAGAAAACAAAAGGUAAAAAAAUUGAAUUGCCGAAUGGAAAGGUUGUAUACAGUAGAAAGAAAUAA
Molecule: messenger RNA, 909 nt
Organism: Candida dubliniensis CD36
Lineage: Eukaryota; Fungi; Ascomycota; Pichiomycetes; Serinales; Debaryomycetaceae
Exons: 1
Coding region: 1-909 (302 amino acids)
Cellular component (GO): endomembrane system
Source: RefSeq, a predicted model, not a curated record